UUUCCAUUCUCCUCUGACAUAAUGGGGGGAUACCCUGAAUACUUUAUUUUGUAAAUAUUCGAGUAACGUCAGUUUUCUUUGGCAUUCGUCGUCUUUUUAUAUGUGUAUUGAUAUUUGUUUAUGAUAUGUACUUAAAUUUUUAACAAAUUAAAAGUACAUCAAUACAUAAGCAUUUUUACAAUGUCCUCGUCUAAUGUAGGGGACGACCCAAAACCCUUGUUAAUAAAGAAAAUUUCACAUAUUCCCCAUAUUUUUCUAAGAAAUAAUAAAGUGACAGUUUUAAAGAGUGAAAAUAGUGAAAUUUUAAAAAAUAUAAAGACUAUAUCGCCCUUGCAAAAUUUGUACAAAGAUGAUUUGAUUUACGAGUCAAAGCAAGGGGAUUUCCUGAAGAGUACAGACUAUUCUGUUACUAUUACGAGUCAUCAUAAUUUGUCCACGAACAGUGUUCGAACUACUGCUAAAUAUGUUAGUCACAACGGGAACGACUCUUAUGUGAAAUCUUCAGAUAAUGUCGUGAAACUUAUUGGUCAAGAUAAUUACAACGUGUUGUUCGGUACUCUGUGUUCAGUUCUCAAUUUAGAGUUUAAAGUUCGAGGCAUAUUAGCAUUGCAGACUGUUAGUAAAACUUCGCAAGAGGUUGGUUGCCAGACGGAUAGUGCCAGUGAGAGUGAUAGAAAAGUGUCUUGCACAGUGAGUACGUUGUCUCAGACAGAUGAGACUUCAAUGGAUAUUUUAUUGAAGCCGAAAAAACGCAAACGGGUGAAGCGCCUACACCAGACGCCAUACGUCGUGAAAGACGAGCCCAAGGUGGUGGAAGAUAUGAAUGGUAUGGAAUAUAAGAUGGUAAAAAAAAUUGUUAUAAAACCAGAGAACUUUGAUAAGUUUCAUUUGAAUGAAAAGUCUAGUGUGGAUAACAGUAUAUUGUCAAAUGAAAAGCAGACAUUGCCUAUGAUUGGGCAUUUGGCAUUGGAUGAAGAUUCUAAUGCUAGCACAGGGAAUUUGUCUUCAUUCUCUGUCAAUACAUUACCACAAUUAAUGGACGAUCCGUUUUCGUUAUUAAACAUUGAAAAGUUUACUGAAAUUGAAUCUGGCACUAAGAAUGAGAGUAGGAAUAUGAUUAUUAAUCCAGUAUUAAUUACACUCUUAGAUAAUACAAAAAUAGAAAUACCAAUAAAACCAGAGGAUCAAUUUCAUAUAGCAACACCAGAUAUAUUGAAACUUCUGUCUCCUGAGCAUAGACGUAAAUUAUUAUUUCUCCAAGCAUAUAUAGAUUGGAAACAUUGUUUGGAUAGAGAUGAAGAUGGUUAUAUGCCUCUACAUUUAGCUGUUCAGAACGGCGACGUAGAUUUAGUAAGAAGACAAUGCUUAGCCCUUAAGAUGAGGCAGGAAUCCGUUGACGUUACAGCUGAAAAUAUGACUGCUCUACAACUGUCGCUGUACCGGCCAUUUCCAGAAUGCACAGCUAUGCUGCUCCGCUUUGGGGCCGAUCCUCUCGUUGCCGAUUCCGAGGAUCGAACCUGCAUCCAUCUCGCCGCUGAAGAGAAAUCUGAUCACUUGAGAGCGAUUAUCAAUUAUUGUCAAUCAAAUCCUAUGCGGAUUAUUAAUGAAAAUGAGGAGUUUUGGAGACCGGAGCUGGAGAAUAAGGCCAAGGAGGAAUUAGUUCAAUAUUUGUUCAACAAACUGAGUAGGAUGAAUGAUAAUCAAGGCUACACACCCCUGAUGCUGGCCAGCAAGACAGGCAACUACGAAGCGGUGAAAGCCCUAGUGGAAAUGGCGCCGUCGUCCGUCAACCUCCAGAUGCCCAACAGUGGGGACACCGCUCUGUACCUGGCCGUUGGUGCUGCCUGUAUGGACGCCAGUAAUCGCGGUAAUAUGAUGAAAGUGGCCGACAAUUAUGUAAAAACCAUCGAAAUAUUAAUCGAAAAUGGCGCCGACCCGAGCAUAGACAAUCACUCCGGCAACAACGUGAACGUCCUACUAACAGAGUUCAACAUUGGCGAGUUGUCCCUGCUUAUAGCGAACAAAUUGACCGCUAUCAAUUGCUUCAAUGGCGCUAUACCGAAAUCUAAAGGCAGCGACGUAUUCAUGCUCAUCAAAGACAAAGACGGCAAAGUCAACGUAAAAGAAGUGCCCCGUGACAAUAAAGAUAAAAGGAAAGACACGAAACCUACAAUUUUGGACAAUACGCGCGUCGACACAAAAAUUUACCAUAGUGCAAAUAAAAUUAAUAUGAUUAUUAAGAAAAAUACAGAGGGAACCGAACGUAGAGACGGCAAUGUAACGAGUAAACAGGACACUGAACAAACAAACAGUGAUACAAAUUUUAUGAAUACAUUCAAAAAUUUUAUAAAAAAUAACAAUAACGUGGACACAGCGAAUAUACCAAUUAUGGUCGAACGUAGACCCAUUGUGUCGUCUAAUAAAGAAAUUACGGGUAGCAGUACUAGAGCGCGGGUGCCGCCGUCUCAAGAGGGCGCACCCAAACGAAAUGCAUCGCAGAAUAUUCUAAAUAUGCCUAUAGUGAGCCCGAAACGGGAGAAGAAAAGUAAUAAUUUGAUAAUUGAGAUAUUAUCUAAUCAAAAACAAAGUAAUACUAAUAUUAAUACUACACAGAAUACAGAAACGGUUGUCAAGAGAUUAGUAAAACCCCUCAAAAGGAAUGCUAAAUUUAUAAUAGAACCGAUAGCUAGCACUAGCACUUCUGCUCAAGUUACGGGUGUAACCGGACAGAGUGCGCCAAACCAAGUCGCGAUACUAAAAAGCCAUGUACCCACAUCCGAAAAUGAUACGAAAAGGUUAAAAUUAACCAUAGAAAAAUAAUAAUCUAAAUAAUGUAUCUAGAUUAUGUUCAUAGCAGAGGAUAAUAGUCCUGUCACGGUCUUAUGGCUAUAUUUUCAUACUAAGCCCUCACAUGUUGCGUUUACUUUUCAGUUGUCUGUCGGCAAACUUAACUACAGUUGCUGAAUAUGCAAUAAAUUAUACAUAAAUACCUAUUUUGUAUUAUGUAUAUGAUUAGAUAGAUCAAGGGAGACCUGUCUAGGUCACGGUACCUAUAUUCUCAGUUUAUGAACUUAUAUUGAAUGAACUAAUAUUGCAAUAUUAAUUAUUAUGGCAGAUUUCAACAAUCUUUAUAUUUUUUUUUAUUGGAUGAAAAUGGAGUGGUAACCCCGCCUGCGCUAAUGGGAUACGCUGGCGGGGCACCAGUGAAGGGUGAUCGAUGAGGAUGAAAACAGGCCAAUUAUCCCAUCAUGAUGAAUUCAUCAGGAAUUAAUCAUGAUAGUUUCCAGGGGGAACCGCGAGGAGGUCGACCUGGUUGGAUAUAUUAUUAGCAAUGGGAUUCUUAGUCUCCAUUACUAACAAUCCCUUUUUUCCCCCCUAAUCUUUAUAUUUAAGGUCUCAUAUGCAGAAUUAUUUUUAUUGUCAUAAAAUUAUUAUUUUUAUCUUUGUCAGUCGCAUAAGAUCGUGACGGGAUCAAGUCUCAAAUAUUAAUGUAAAUGAAAUAAUUCAGUUCCUAAUUGUAAUCAUCAUUUGAAAGUUACUUUUUUAAAGUGUUUAUAUAUACACACACACGAUUGCGUUUAUGUGUUGCCAACAUGCUCUAAAUCUGUAUGUAUUUCAUUCUAGUUAAUAUUUAUUGAGCCUUAUAAAUAUACUUAAAAAUAUACAACAGUAUAUGACGACAUGAGUUCUAAAUUUUUUACAUUGUUGCUAAAUUUAUUCUUUUUAGGCGACGUCAUACAAUGUUCGUAAAAGUAGAAAUACUUGCACGAGUAUCAUAGACACUAUAGAAAAGGUUAAUUGCAUUGAUAGCAUACUGCCCCGUAUUUGGUGGUAUUAAAACUUUUAUAAAGUAUAUACACUGGCAGUGUAAAAGAGAAAAACAUAUAUAGAAAAUACACAAUAUAAGUUUGAAGCUGAUUGAGCAGAAGUAUGAACAAAAUAAAUUCUUAUUAUUUUUAAAUUUCGAAGUGUAGUAGUUGUAUAUGUAUAAUGCAGUUGAGUUAGUGUAUGCUGUUCCUGGGUUUAAUAAAUUAGAAAAAAAAAACACACACAAAAUGCAUAUUUUCAUGUAAUUAUGCUGUGAUUAUUCUAUAUAUCUAAUAUCUGUUUAAUUGCAACAUUUUAGAACUGUCAAAAAUGUGUGGUGGGAGAAUUGGUAGAAAUUUUUUUUUUAAAAAAAAAACUUUAUUUUUCUUACUUUUUUUUUUACUUUUACUUCAGAACUUUAUUUUGAUCAAAUUUAAUUUAAUCAAAAUAAAGUUCUGAAUUGAACUUAAAAUUAUAACAAAUAUGUGAAUUUUGCAAUUCCAUAUAAAUUCAAAACUGUCACAUGUGUGCGUGUGACAGUUCUGAAUUUAUAUGUGACAUUACAUAUUAUGUAUGAAUUACAAAAACAUAUUAAUACUUUUUUUUUUGCAAAAUCGUAUAAUUUUUUGUCAAAUAAGUUUCAGAUUAUUUUAUUAUUAAUUACUUCAGAGACCUAUAAAAAUAUAUUGUGUUAUUAAAAUGAAUCAUUCUACCGAAUAAAUACUGCAGUUAGAUAAUACUAUCUCUUUUAGCUUCCACGUGAUGGAUAGAGGGGGCGAUAUAUUGCGCCAUCUGUUUCUACCUAGAAAAAACCUACAUAAAAUUGAAAAUACUUCUUAAUCAAUCCUGACGUUAACGUUUAUUAUAAUUAUUUAUCUAAUUAUAUUAUAUAAAUAAUAAUAAUAUAUCAUUAAUAAAUAAUGUAUAAAUAUUCUUAAAAGUUUUAAUGGACUAUUUUUUUUAGUUAUGCUGAAGAGUAUUUUUAAAUUGAGUUUAUUUUAAACAUGUUUUUUCCAUAUAAACUCGUUUUUCUAUUGUAUCUUUUUUCGAGCUAAAUUCUUAGUUUCUAAAUAAAUAAUUAACUUUAAUAUUAACCGUCGAUAAAUGCAAUGCAAUGCAAUGCAUUUUGUAAUCGUUGAUAUAUUUACUUAUAUUAAAAUAUUUAGAAUGGAAUGUUUAUUAAAAAAAAAAUGGUUUAAAAUAAGGAAUUGUAUGUCGAGAUGCUGCUAUUUGGUCUUUUCCCUGAAUUGCUGUUUUAUUUUGCAGUGAAACACAUUUUACCUCAUAAAAAGGAUUAUUACGUUAUCAUAUACAUAUACAACUAUAUCUAUAACAAUUAAACUAUUAAGCUGAUCUUUUCAAUAUAUGUAGUUAAAUAAAAAUUUAUAAUACGUCUUAAGUUUAGUUUAUGAAUAAUUUAAUUUUGUUGUGCUUAAUAAUCGAUAAUCAACUAAUCGAUAGUAGUAUUCCAGCACUUAUUUUGAUUAUAUUGAUUAAUCGUCUCUUUUAUAAUCGAUUAUUAGGCAACACGUUAUACAUAAUAUUUUUAUAAAAUUUGUAUGAAUGACUUGUUUCACAACAAACAUCAUUAAUUUGAAUUGGCGCAUAAUUUGAACGAUAAUAUUUUAGUGUCGGUUUUAUUUUUUUUUUAAAUUCAAAAAUAUUUAAGUUAAAAUUUACACUAAUCCAAAAAAAAAACAUGAUUUAAAACUUUAAGUAUUUAAUUACUUCAACUCUUAAGAGUAUGUUUCUGUCAAAAUUGUUUGAAUAAAAGGCUGAAUAUACAUGUUUUUAGCAAAAAUAUUGCCAAAAGGUUUUUUUUUUAUUAGUAGUAUUUUUUUAUUUUCUUAUAGUAUGGGGUUUUAAGCUAAUUACGUAUUAAACGUUGAUGUACUAUGUAACAACUGCCAAAUUUUUCAUACUAUUUAUUGCGCCAUCGUCACACCAGCAAACAUAAUUAAAAAAAAUGUUAUUUAUAAUCUCUUUAUUUCAGAGCAAAUUGGAUAAUGUAUUAAAAAAAUUAAAUAUAAUUUAUUAAUAAUAGUAUCUGUGUCUAUAUAUGUUUCAGAGCAACUUUGAUAAUGUAAAAAAAUGUAACUUAUUACUACCAGUUGCACUGGGCCCAUAACUGCAUAGCAAUAGUCCUAUCCAGCUUUUCUGCAAUUAGUUUGUAAUGCUCACUAUUCUCAUUAUAAUGUUAUAAAUAUGAUAGUAACUUUAUUUAAAAUCUCUUGCCUUAGUAGUCAACCAAAUUUGACAUAAAUCUAGUGUUUGACUUGGAGAAAACAUAAGUCUCUUUUUAACUGUUACGUGCUGGUUUGCGUAAGAUGUUGCUGUCAGUUUAAACAAUAUCUUAUUUGUAAACUAGAAUAGGUGUCUAUGUACGAGUGCCUGAGUAACGUUUAUGUGCAAUUAACUGCAUUAGUAUGUUAAAAUAAGAAUUUGUGAUUAUUUUAAUGAUUAAAAUUAAAUAUUAUUAUUUGCGACUUUAAUUUAUAAAUUAUAGGAAUGUUUCGUCACAUUAUUUCAACAAUAACAUGCUUAUGGAUGUUAUUACAGUGUCAAAUAUGUCUUGUAUUUAUUUUAGAGAUAUACACAUAGGAUAGAAACAUCUGACUAGAUUAUACUAAGCUAAAAAUAUUAUACUAUAAAAGAGCAUCAUCAAAAGCUUCGAAUAUUGAGAAAAUAAAGCUCGUUACGAGUCUGUAUGUUUGGUAGUGUAUCUUGUAGUAUUUUAAAGACGCGAAAAUAUAAAACUGUGUUUAUAUCUUAAUUUUGAUCAUACCGCCUUGUACUGUUAAAUCAUACUGACAUUUUGUUUAUAAACUUUAAAUAGAUCUUAAAGUGCGAACCACACAGUGAAACUAGCAAACUUCGUUUCACUUAUUGUGUAACUGCGGCUUCUUUGUAUAUUUCUUCACUCACACCAUAAGAGCAAACAGUUGUGACAACCUAAAACUGCAUAUUUGCUAUCGAACUUCUAUUAUGAAAUUUUUUGAUGUACCUAAAAACAACGAGAGAACGAUAGUAUUGCCUUUAUAGAGGGAUUUAGGAAAUAAAAUAGCAAAACAUUUCAAUAGCUUUAUAAGACGUUUGACAUUUUUGAAUAGGGGUCCUUACUCUCUAAUUAAUAUAUAUUAAAAACUUCUACGAACUAUUUCAAACGUUAAAGAAAAAGCACUUCAAUAGUUAAUACACGGAUUUAUUAGACCUUUUUAUGAAUUUUAAAUUGAAACAGUCGUAUUCAGUGUUAGGUUGGGAACGCCGUGCUCAUCCCAGAAUCGUUUGGUGCCCAUCUUAAGCGCCAACAAAGCUUCGCAAGCAUGUUUGAAAGUAUAUAUUCCCUUUUUUAAAGGGCUAGCGCCUCCCCGUCUACGCCCGGAAAAUAAUCUUAAAUACGCCAAUGGCUAUACGGAGUUUCAUUCGCUUAGCUUUCAGUGUUUGCGCUCACGCAUCUUUCACAUCUUCAAUAGUAACGUUUACACGUUAAUAGAUUACACACCAUUUUUAUUAGAGCAAAUAUUUUUUUAACUAUAACUUUCAUUUUGACUUUGAAUAUAUAUACUUUGGUUUAGUUAAUUAUUAUGAUUAGGUAUACUAAUAUUUUAAUUUCUAAAAUCUGAUUCGAGUUCGGGUGUAUAGUGAUUUUUAUUUAUCCGUGUAUGUACCGUAUAAUAAAUAUAUUUAUUUAUUCUUUACCGUAUAAACAGAAAGCGUAUGAAGGGCAGAGGUGUGUACUAAUAUGUGACAUAAUUACAAAAAAACAUACUUAAAUAAUUAUACAUAAUACAUAAGAAAUAUACAUAUAAACAUUACUUUUAAUAUAUAUGUAUAUACUAAUAUCAAUAAUAUAUCUUUUAAUAAUUUAUUCUUUAAAAAACGGUGAUUGAUUCAAUUAACAUCUAGUCUAGUUACAUUUAUGUUGAGCCAUAAAUAGUUUUCACAUUUUAUUGGGCCCACAUCAGAUUCAAAAGGCUUCAAAUGUAUUGUAAAUUGUAAUGUGAAUACAAAAUAAUAUAUUCAAGAACAUUUGAUUAGAAAGAGAUGUUAAACUGGCGUCAAGUUUACACUCGCUCCAAUUUUUUUUCAAUACGAUCUUUGGUUCUGUACUUUUAUCAUUGUAUUGAUUAUGUAGUACUAUGUAUGUAAUUUGUAACAAAUAUAACAUUUAUAAAGCAA
Galleria mellonella (greater wax moth) is the source of this 7986-nucleotide messenger RNA. RefSeq lists its product as uncharacterized. The transcript has 6 exons. The record is from RefSeq and is a predicted model, not a curated record. Bases 181 to 2820 code for a protein of 879 amino acids. Lineage: Eukaryota; Metazoa; Arthropoda; Insecta; Lepidoptera; Pyralidae. Gene Ontology annotation, molecular function: protein binding.